CUCUUUCUUUUAUAGGUAGUAUAGACAAUGGCUUUGAAAGAAUUCACUGUGGCAGAAAUCACCAAGCAUCAAACUGCUGAUUCUUGCUGGGUCAUUUAUAAAAAUAAGGUCUAUGAUGUGACCGAGUUUUUAGAAGGCCAUCCGGGUGGAGAUGAUCUUAUUCUUGACUAUGCUGGUAAAGAUGUGACUGAAGUGAUGAAGGAUGUGCUUGAACAUGAACACUCAGAAUCAGCAUAUGAAAUACUGGAGGAAUACUGUAUUGGCGUAGUCAGCAAACAACUAUCACUCCAUGAACAACGUAUGCAAUUAUUAGAGGAAGAAGAGGAAAGCAAGACAUUUGGCAAAGAAGAUUUUAUGCCUCAUGAGACAGACAUCACAUCUGAUGUUAAAAACAACCAGUUUCUGGAUUUAAGCAAGGCACUUGUCCCUCAGUUGAUUCGUGCUCGUUAUACAAAGGAAUUUUAUCUUGAGCAGGUUCAUAAGCCUCGUUACAUACCCACGUCUGCUAUCUUUUUUGGGCAUCCUCUGCUUGAGCCACUCACAAAGACGGCUUGGUAUGUUGUCCCUACUGUCUGGAUUCCUUAUGCUUCCUAUCAAUUACACCAGUCAUUAGCUUAUGGUAAUAUGAAGGGCACAGGAUUAUCGUUUGGUUUGGGUAUGCUUAUCUGGACUUUACUUGAAUAUUUGCUUCAUCGCUUCUUUUUCCAUUUGGAUGAUAUGUUACCUGAUCAUCAAGCUGCUUUUGUCCUGCAUUUUGUGAUUCAUGGUUUUCAUCACUAUCUACCUAUGGACAGACUUCGUUUGGUCAUGCCACCCACGUUGGCCAUCAUCAUUGCAUACCCUCUUGUCAGCCUUGGUCAUUUCUUGUUCCCUCCUAUGAUGGCUCAUGGUGUUAUUGCUGGCGGCUUUAUAGGCUAUGUCUUGUAUGACUGUGUUCACUAUUAUCUUCAUCAUGCCAAAGUAUUCAAAUACCAUUUUAGAGAAAUGAAAAAGUAUCAUAUGGCUCAUCACUACAAAAACUAUGAAGGUGGCUAUGGUAUUACUUCUAAAAUUUGGGAUUAUUGCUUUGGUACUGAAUUGAAAUAUGUGAAUUAAAACUACUUAUAACUUUGUAUUUUUCCUUGUAAUCUUAAUGUAAUAAACUUUUUAGAACAGAUCAAACUUUUAUGAUGUAAUUGAUCUUCCCUCUCAC
Gilbertella persicaria is the source of this 1192-nucleotide messenger RNA. RefSeq lists its product as uncharacterized. Gene Ontology annotation, molecular function: iron ion binding; heme binding; fatty acid 2-hydroxylase activity. Gene Ontology annotation, biological process: lipid biosynthetic process; fatty acid metabolic process. The coding region runs from base 28 to 1095 and encodes 355 amino acids. The record is from RefSeq and is a predicted model, not a curated record. The transcript is spliced from 2 exons. Gene Ontology annotation, cellular component: membrane; endoplasmic reticulum. NCBI's taxonomy places the organism in Eukaryota, Fungi, Mucoromycota, Mucoromycetes, Mucorales, Choanephoraceae.